GUCAGUCCCACUUCUCUGCUAUGCUCUAAAAGACAGGUUGGCUCGGUCUUUCUGCCCUCGGUGAUUUACAGAAAGAAUUUUUCAACCCACUUGGCUGCAUUUGGCUCCCGUAUUAACUCCAUAAGGUAUACAAAUGCUCUCAGUUCAGCCAGACACCAAGCCGAAAGGUUGUGCUGGCUGCAACCGUAAGAUCAAAGACAGGUAUCUUCUAAAGGCCCUGGACAAGUACUGGCAUGAGGACUGCCUGAAGUGCGCCUGCUGUGACUGCCGGUUGGGAGAGGUGGGCUCGACCUUGUACACCAAAGCCAACCUUAUCCUGUGUCGCAGAGACUACCUGAGGUUAUUUGGCGUUACAGGAAACUGCGCAGCCUGCAGCAAACUCAUCCCUGCUUUUGAGAUGGUGAUGAGAGCCAAGGAAAAUGUUUACCACCUGGACUGCUUUGCAUGUCAACUUUGUAAUCAGAGAUUUUGUGUGGGAGACAAAUUUUUCCUAAAGAACAACAUGAUUCUCUGCCAGACAGACUAUGAGGAGGGUUUAAUGAAAGAAGGUUAUGCACCCCAGGUUCGCUGAUCCGAUUCCUCGUGGCAACGACUAUUGAAGCACUACUACUUUUUGUUUGUUUGUUUCCUUUUUUGCUCAACAUGUAUAAGAAACAAUGGCGGAACCUACUGAAUAGCGUAGAUAUAGGGAGGCAGGAUGGUCAAUGUGGAAUAAGAGGCGGACUGCAAAUGUAUGUCGUGGAAAUUGCACCAGUUCACAGUUGAAUGUUUAUUAAAAAGAUAAUGUACAUACUUCUGGAGUUCGGGGAAUCUUUUCCUUUUGGCUUGUUGUUUGGGGUUCUGUUUUGUUCCCCCCCCCUUUUUUUGUGUCAUUUGGCAUGAGAUGCUUAUUUUGGACUAAUGUAUAUAAUGUAUUGUAAUAUUUGAAGCACAAAUGUAAUACAGUUUUAUUGUGUUACCAUUUGUGUUUUCCGUUUGCUUAUUUGUAUUGUUGCAUUUAGUACAAUCGGUGUCUUAAACUUAUUGUAUAUUUAUGCUUUCUGUAUCUACCAGCUAUUUUGAAAGAGCUGUAUCUUUCUAGUAAAAAAGGAGAAAAAAAAAGAAUUCAAAGCCAAUCCCAUCCAUCAUUCUCUACUGAAGGAGCUUUCUCAGACGCUGUCGACAAUUAGACUCUUGGGUUUGAUCCAGAUGAAGUUAAGCAUCCCCAUCGAUGUCAACGAGAUACAUUUAAGAGCAUUGCUUAACUCCGCAAUGAAAACACAAAAUUUAAGCUUUGGUGCUUAACUUUGGAUUCUAAUUGUAGGCAGCAGCCAUUGCUGACCAACCUUCCGGGUUUCUCAGUAGACUUCCUGAAAGCUUCCACUCCCGACCUAGUUCAUCAGCAAGUUAUUUGUUUUACCAUGGAACUCGGGAUCCACGUGACCAGGUCAACUUCCAUUGAUCGGCAUUUUCGGCUUUAUGGAGCAGGCAUUGAUUUUGGGGCUAUUGUGUUGUGUAGACUCCUCCCUCUCCCGCUCCCCCCAAAUUGCUUGUUUCCACUAUAGCUGGGAAUGGGGAGCAGAGUCCCAAUGCAAAUCAGUGCCUUUGGGUGUCAUGUAAUAUAUUUAUAUGUAUAUUUCGGAAGUUAUUUUAAUGUAGGAUAGUGAUUUCUGCUCCUGUACAGAAAUAUUAUUUAAAAAAAAAUACAAGAGGAAAAAAAAUCAGUGUCUUGCCUAAACUUUUACGAGGUUUGGGUCCGGCAUACCUAAGAGAUUGCCUCCUUCCCUUCAGGUUCACAAAGUCUCUAUGGUUGCGCAAGAACGCCCUCUAGAGGCUACGAUCUGUGUGCCAAUUUUGGGGCUGACAGAGGUGCUUUCCCUAGGGGUUUCCCUAGCACUAUGGAAAUGGCUUCAUACUGGAGACUUACCCAAAGCCUCACAAGCUUUUAGAAAUAUUGUAUAGCCUUUUGAAAUAAUAAUAAUAAUUUGGCCUGGCAUUUUGAGGGAAGGGAAAUGAAGGCUCCCGCCCCCUUGAGAAGAAAUAGUGCAGAGGUUUUAGCAUCAUUUACACUGUAGAUGUUUCAAUCAAAAAAAAAAUUUAACUGGAUAUUGUAUUCUUUGUUUCUUAAUUUAUUGUUCUUAAUUCCAAGUUGUUGGGGGGGGGGCAGUUUUAAACUAAAUAAAAUCUAAGGAUUGGAUGGCAAUAUCUCAA
Messenger RNA from Heteronotia binoei (common prickly gecko), 2190 nucleotides. RefSeq names its product LIM domain only 3 (gene LMO3). Gene Ontology annotation, cellular component: nucleus. Bases 134 to 571 code for a protein of 145 amino acids. Lineage: Eukaryota; Metazoa; Chordata; Lepidosauria; Squamata; Gekkonidae. The transcript has 4 exons. The record is from RefSeq and is a predicted model, not a curated record. Gene Ontology annotation, biological process: positive regulation of transcription by RNA polymerase II. Gene Ontology annotation, molecular function: transcription coactivator activity; DNA-binding transcription factor binding.